Messenger RNA from Carassius carassius (crucian carp), 889 nucleotides. Its product is annotated as neurocalcin-delta B. NCBI's taxonomy places the organism in Eukaryota, Metazoa, Chordata, Actinopteri, Cypriniformes, Cyprinidae. Gene Ontology annotation, cellular component: cytosol. The transcript has 4 exons. Bases 191 to 769 code for a protein of 192 amino acids. Gene Ontology annotation, biological process: calcium-mediated signaling. Gene Ontology annotation, molecular function: tubulin binding; calcium ion binding; actin binding. The record is from RefSeq and is a predicted model, not a curated record.
AGAGGUAGAGAGGGAAAUGUAGAAAGGGAGAGGGGAGUGUCUGUUCAGAAAACUUCCUGUGAAGAGCUGCCGACAUACAGAGCUGAUCUAGAGAGGGAAGAAAGGAGCAAAGAAAGCUGGCGACAUCACAAGGUCCUACAGGUGAAACUCAAGUGCAUCAUUUACAUCGAGUUAAAGCCACACCAUCAGCAUGGGAAAGCAGAACAGCAAGCUCCGUCCCGAGGUGAUACAGGACCUGCUGGAAAACACAGACUUCACUGAGCAUGAGAUCCAGGAGUGGUACAAGGGCUUCCUGCGGGACUGUCCCAGCGGCGCGCUCAGCAUGGAGGAAUUCAAGAAGAUCUACGGAAACUUCUUCCCCUAUGGAGACGCGUCAAAGUUUGCGGAGCACGUCUUCCGAACCUUCGACGCCAAUGGAGACGGAACGAUAGAUUUCAGAGAGUUCAUCAUCGCCCUGAGCGUCACGUCACGCGGCCGUCUGGACCAGAAGCUGAAGUGGGCCUUCAGUAUGUACGAUCUGGACGGCAACGGAUACAUAAGCAAGGCCGAGAUGCUGGAGAUCGUACAGGCUAUCUAUAAGAUGGUUUCUUCAGUGAUGAAGAUGCCAGAGGACGAGUCCACACCUGAGAAACGCACGGAUAAGAUCUUCCGCCAGAUGGACACCAAUCGUGAUGGUAAGCUGUCACUUGAAGAGUUCGUAGAGGGCGCUAAGAACGACCCAUCGAUCGUGCGACUGUUGCAGUGUGACCCCAGCAGUGCGGGACAGUGAAUCAGCAGCGUCUCGCUACUGUCACAACCUCUCGUACACAAGUCUUUUCUCCUUCGAACAUCAGCAGAGCAUGGACUCCAAACCACAUCCCGAUCUCAGUGUCUGUGGGUGUCCCACUGA